Molecule: messenger RNA, 3251 nt
Organism: Pygocentrus nattereri (red-bellied piranha)
Lineage: Eukaryota; Metazoa; Chordata; Actinopteri; Characiformes; Serrasalmidae
Gene: mylk4a
Product: myosin light chain kinase family, member 4a
Exons: 14
Coding region: 261-2420 (719 amino acids)
Biological process (GO): positive regulation of apoptotic process; protein phosphorylation; intracellular signal transduction
Cellular component (GO): cytoplasm; nucleus
Molecular function (GO): protein serine/threonine kinase activity; ATP binding
Source: RefSeq, a predicted model, not a curated record
GCACACUGGUCAUUGUAGGACUUCAGACAUGCUUGGUGCUUUUUGAAAGAAAGGAGAGGUUAUUUUUCUUUUGAGGUGUCAUUUUAUUCAUCUUCUGAGGUAUUGUUUUCCAUUUAUAUCUUAUUCCUGGAUUUAUUAUGUUUAAUUAAGACAACAAAACUGGCUGCAUUGUGCAAAGAAGUUGGCAACAGAGAAACUGCGGUAUUUGUGAUAGAUUGGCUUCUUGCUAGUUAUAGCAUUGUUUUUUUUUUUUUGUGAUCAUGACUUCUAUGGAAACUAGUCCUGGAAUUGACCUUAUCCAGGUCAGGAUUGAAUCUCUGAGCAGCAAAAUGGACACUCUCAUAAGCAUCCAGGAGAAGGUCCUGAGCCGUCUUGAUAGCAUGUCCCAGGACAUUGACGGGAUAGAGAAGGACAUGGAAACUCUGAAACUGGACAAGGAGGAGGUCAAUUUGCCUCCACCAACAUGCAACGAAGGACCAGCUCGAGGGAUCAGAGGCGAGAUGAAAGAAAUUUGCCAAGAAAUGAGCACCAUCAUGACAGCGGUCAACCAGCGCUCGGAGCAGCAGGCCCAGAAGCUUGAGGGCAUGGAAAGGCUGGUGCUGAGCAUCCAGCAGGUUGUCAGCUUCAUUGGGGAAACCGUCAAGACGUCCAAAGUCAUGGAGCUCAUGUUUAAGGGGCCAGCAUCACGCAAGCACAAAACAUCUUUAAGCUUGGGGCCCAAGAACAGGGAUAACAAAGGCAAACAAAACACUAAGAAACAGGCCUCCGGUGAGGCCCCUCCAGGCAAGGAUCAUAAGGUGAAAGAUGGGAAGGAGAAGUCUCGUCUAAACUUCAAGGGCUUGAAGGCACAGAAGAAAAAGAAGCCCCCAGACACCACAGACACUGCCUCUCUGAAGAAGCAGGCCCUGCUGCUGGAGGAGGUUCAGAAGUUGAACAAAGAGAAUGCUGAGCGUUUGACAGUGUCUGUGGGGAUGGAGGUUGAGGCGCCUCUCAGCCAAAACCUUCUGGACUUCAUCCUGGAUGAAACCAAGGCUGCGAUUGCCGAGCAAGAGGAGCUCUCAGAGGAGGAACGAGAUGUCGGUGUGGAGCUGAAAGAGGAGGAGGUGAAGGUGGAGAGUGGACCAGAGGAGACGCCUAAGGAGGAACAAGAGGAGAUCACAAAGGUGCCUGAGGAAGAGGAAAAGGAUGAAGGAUCUGACAGUGUGUCUGCUGUAGAGGCUGAGAGCUGCGAAGCGGAACAAGUGGAUGAAAUGACCACUAGUAGCAAGCGGCGUGUGACAGAGGAGGACCUUGAGCUGGAGGACCACAAGAAAAGCAGGGUGGAGGAAGGUGACGAUGAGGAGGAAAACCAGGCUGAGGUGCCUGAAGAUGUGCUUGCUGUUUUCAAAGCGGAUGGAGUGGAAAUCCAUAUAGAUUUCAGCAAACAGAAGCAACAGGAGGAUAACAUACCUGACGAAUCCGAGUGCGAGCAGUUCUUCAUCGAUUGCACCCCACCACCACCCGCUCCCUUCAGCCACCGUGUGGUUUCAGCCAAACCCAAUCAGAUCAACAACUUUUACACCAUCAACCGGCAGGAGAUCCUGGGAGGAGGCCGCUUUGGCCAGGUGCACAAGUGUAUCGAGAACUCUUCUGGACUCACUCUGGCAGCAAAGAUCAUUAAGGCACGGAGUCAGAAGGAAAAGGAGGUGGUAAAGAACGAGAUUCAGGUGAUGAACCAGCUGGACCACGCCAACCUGAUCCAGCUGUACGCCGCCUACGAAUCCCGGAACGAUAUCAUCCUCGUCCUUGAAUAUGUGGACGGUGGGGAGCUUUUCGACAGAAUCAUCGACGAGAACUAUAAGCUGACAGAACUGGACACAGUCAUGUUCAUCAGAGAGAUCUGCGAGGGUCUGCGCUACAUGCACAAAAUGUACAUCCUCCAUCUGGACCUGAAGCCAGAGAAUAUCCUUUGUGUUAGCAGACUGACAAACAAAGUCAAGAUCAUUGACUUUGGACUCGCAAGGAAGUACAAGCCGAAGGAGAAGUUACGGGUGAAUUUUGGCACUCCAGAGUUUCUCGCCCCAGAAGUGAUCAACUACGACUUUGUGUCCUUCAACACGGACAUGUGGAGCCUUGGAGUGAUCGCCUACAUGCUCCUGAGUGGUCUGUCACCUUUCCUUGGUGACGAUGACAACGAGACGCUGAACAACAUCUUGUCCUGCCAGUGGAACUUUGAGGAAGACGAGUUCUUGGGAAUCUCAGACGAAGCCAAGGACUUCAUCUCCAAACUGCUUGUCUUCAAUAAAAGCUGGAGAAUAGGUGCAGGCGAAGCUGUGAAGCACCCCUGGCUUUCAGACCCAGAGCUCCACCAUCGCCUGCAUGAGAAGAGGAACAUGUGCCAAUCACGUAGAAAUUCGUGUGUGCCCCCCCCAGAGAGCUAAUGUCUUUCUAGAAACCUGCUGGCCUGCUUUGACUCUGCCAGUUGAGGCCAUCUGGACCAAGCCUGCUGUGCCAUCAGUUACUGGACAUUACUUGUAUACAUUUACCUACCUGUUAGCCUGCUCUGUCUGGAUCACGUCUCGCACAGUUUUGCCAUUCUGGUAAUUGCAGUCACAUUUUGUGCACGUUCAGCUGCUUUUUAAAAGUGCUGCUUAUAUUUGAGAGUUAAUAUAUAAACAAAAACAUUAGUAUUAUUGUUUAGGAUAUCACUUAUGAAUUUGGCAUGAAAAGAUCACAAGCAGGUGGGUCGUGGAACAAAAUGACUCACAGCCCAAUGCCCAAGUACUUGGACAGACUUUUGUAAAAAUGAUUUAACAGUUAAACUAAUAACCAACUAAAUUGUCUCCUUAUAGCAGCGGCCCUUAAAGGGACACUCUGGCCAAAAUGGAGCCAUUGCUCGGCCUGCUGUAAAUAUGCCUACUUACAGCAGCGCCGCAGUAGUCUCUGAGUGAGCUUUCUCGGUUUAAGAUGAGGAAAGCCCCCUUCUGAUGAUGCAUCUUGAAGGUGAACAUUCGAAAGACUACAAGUUGUUUGAAAUGAAUUAUUCAUUUGACACUAAAUAAACAAUUGACGGCUGAACUGAUGGAAGUCACUGCUACGUCAGAAAUGCUACCCAACAACAGAGAUGCAUUUCUCAGACUUUACAUUAUUGGCGAGCAGCCAGGAUGUAUUGAGGGCAGUGCAUGCUGGUUAUUGUAGUGAGAGGCCAUUGAUGGAUAAAAAUAAUACAAAAUUACGGAUUCCGUUAAAACCAUGAGGCUGAGGGAUGCAAU